This is a messenger RNA of Rotaria sordida, 831 nucleotides long. The record is from the annotation of a GenBank genome assembly. NCBI's taxonomy places the organism in Eukaryota, Metazoa, Rotifera, Eurotatoria, Philodinida, Philodinidae.
AUGGAACAAUGUUCACGUCAAUGUAUUCGUCGAACAUUUUAUGCUGUUCUAGUUGGUGUAUCACCAAUUGUUAUUUGUUUAUUAUUUAUUGGUCUCGCUCGUUUAAUAAUAUAUCGUCUUGAAAUGGCUUAUUAUCGUCGACAAAAAGUAAUUGAUCGUCGUUCAUCAGCAAUUCCUUGUCAAAGUGGUCGUCUUGCACUUUCUUAUACACCUGUAUCAAAUGCUGAAAUACAACGUAUUAUUCAAGGUGACUAUAAAAGUCAACUACCAAGAAAUCAAUCAUCAUCUAUUUAUAGUAGUCAUAGUAAUGUACGUAAAGCUCCAAGAUUUAUAAGAUCAAUAUUACCAAAACGUGAAUCAACAUUACAACCAUCAAAUCUUCUUGCAAAUCUAAUUAUGCGUCGUAAUGCUGGCGAUGCAAGUCCAAUUACAGGAAUACUUGCGCCUAUUGAAACACCAUUACAACCUACAUUUUGUAUAGUUAAUGAACAGGAAAAACGACGACCAAGUUCUAUUAUUAUAACAGAAGAAUCAAUCGAAACAGCACUACCACCACCAACAACAACAAUAGCACCAACCAAUAAUAAUAAUAAUAAUAAUAAUAAUCAUGGAAGUUUUUCAACUACGCAUGAUUUAAUCGAAUCUGAACAAAUACCAAAUGAUCAAUUAAUGAUUACAACAAAAACAUUGACAACACCUAUUGUUGUUGAAGAAUUACUUGAUUUUCAUUCAGUUAGUUCAAUACCAUGUGCAUUAACUUUGCUUACUUCAAUUGCAGAAAGUGACAAUGAGAAAAAUUCAGAAAUAAAUAAUAAUAAUGAAGAAAAAUAA